CCUUUUCUGUACCGCUGCACCCCCCUGUGGGUCCUUCAGAUAAGUGCUUGUCUCUCGCGGGUUGUUUGGGGGGCCCGGGGCCCUCACGGCGUCCCCUUUAACCUGUUACGUUCUGAUUACUCAGCGAGAUCACGGAGCAAAGUUCACAUUCCAGCAGCGAGCGAGGCGUGAAGUCCGUGCUCCCGCAGGCAGGCGUCAUGGAGGAGAAGCGCAUCCUGUGCAUCGGCCUCGUCUGUCUGGAUAUCAUCAGCGUGGUGGAUAAAUACCCGCAGGAGGACUCCGAUACCAGGUGUCUGUCUCAGCGCUGGCAGCGAGGGGGAAAUGCCUCCAAUUCCUGCACGGUUCUGGCUUUACUGGGGGCCCCGUCUGCAUUUAUGGGAUCUCUGGCCCCGGGACACAUAGCAGAUUUCACGCUGGGUGACUUGCGCAGUUAUGGAAUAGAUGUGAGUCACGUGAUCCCCCGGACAGGAUGUUCCUUCCCGGCCUCCAUAGUCAUCAGCAACGUGACCAACGGAAGCCGCACCAUUCUGCACAUGAACAGGAACCUUCCUGAUGUGACAGCCGAGGACUUUCAGAAAGUGGACCUGGCCCAAUAUAAAUGGAUCCACUGGGAGGGCAGGAACGCCGAGGAGCAGGUGAAGAUGAUCUUAAGAGUGGAGGAACAUAACAGGAGCUCCCCGAAGGAGCAGCAGAUCACCAUCUCCGUGGAGAUUGAGAAGGAGAGAGAGGACCUCUACCAGCUCUUCCCGCUCGGUGAUCUGGUCUUUGUCAGUAAAGACGUGGCCAGGAGUUUGGGUUUCUCCUCGGCAGCCGAGGCUGUGGUCGGACUCUAUCCUCGCGUGAAGAAAGGGGCCCAUAUAGUGUGUGCCUGGGCGGAGGAAGGCGCCGACGCGCUGGGGCCCGAUGAGACGGUCGUUCAUUCCGACUCCUUUCCACCAGAAACCGUCGUGGACACCCUGGGAGCCGGAGAUACCUUCAACGCCUCAGUGAUAUUCUCACUGUCCAGAGGUCAGACCAUGCAGGAAGCGCUCACAUUUGGCUGUCGCGUGGCUGGGAAAAAGUGUGGAAUUCAAGGAUAUGAUGGGAUCAUCUAAGGACUUAUCUCUGCAUCCGGGGCCAACGGUGACAGCCAAGAGACCUCAGAUCCCUGCCGAGAUCACCCCAGGGGGCCACCGGUGGCAUCGUUUCACUCUUAUUCCCAUAACUUUAGUAGGAGACACAGAGCAACGAAUCGCCAGCAGAGAGAUCCCCAGAUCUUACACGCUUUACACGACACAUAUUAGGACCAAACGUGUGAUACAAGCUUAAUCCGCGCAAGCUCACUGCGUGAAUAAACCUCGGCCAACCA
Messenger RNA from Spea bombifrons (plains spadefoot toad), 1348 nucleotides. It is a transcript of the gene KHK, whose product is annotated as ketohexokinase. Gene Ontology annotation, biological process: fructose metabolic process. The transcript has 8 exons. The coding region runs from base 198 to 1094 and encodes 298 amino acids. Gene Ontology annotation, molecular function: ketohexokinase activity. The record is from RefSeq and is a predicted model, not a curated record. NCBI's taxonomy places the organism in Eukaryota, Metazoa, Chordata, Amphibia, Anura, Pelobatidae.